Molecule: messenger RNA, 972 nt
Organism: Knipowitschia caucasica
Lineage: Eukaryota; Metazoa; Chordata; Actinopteri; Gobiiformes; Gobiidae
Source: the annotation of a GenBank genome assembly
AUGAGGGCGUGGCAGCGGUGGCAGGACGCUCAGAGCUCACUGCAGAAGAAGAGAGAAGCUGAGGCCAAACUGCUGUGGGCCAACAAGCCGGACAAACUGCAGCAGGCCAAAGACGACAUCACCGAGUGGGAGUCCAGAGUGACGCAGUACGAGAGAGACUUCGACAGAGUGGGCAUGAUGGUGCGCAAAGAGGUGCUGCGCUUCGAGAAGGAGAAGGUGAAGGACUUCAAGAGUCAGAUCAUCAGAUACUUGGAGUCAAUGCUACAGUCUCAACAAAGAUGUGGUGGCAUCUAUAGUGCCACAUGGUUCUCGUCUCCCUUCCUUCCUUACUGUGAGUCGGUGAGGAACACGCCGUGCUCGGACGCCCCUCCCCCGGCCUCCUCGCAGCUCUCCUCGCAGCUCUCCUCGCAGCUCUCCUCGCAGCUCUCCUCGCAGCUCUCCUCGCAGCUCUCCUCGCAGCUCUCCUGUCCCUCGGAGAUCACGGUGGACCCGGAGGGGAGCUACCACGGCAGCACCACGGAGGAGGAGGGCAGCUAUAGCGGCAGCCUGGCCCCUCUGCGCCCGGUGCACGCACACGCACACCCGCUGAAGAGCUUCGCAGUCCCCGCCAUCCCCCCGGGAGCCCACCCCUCCUACGAGAACCCCGCCCUGCCCUGCACGCCCCUGCUCACACAGAGCGGCGCUCCCAGCCACCCCCACGUGGUGAAGACGGCCUCCAUCGGGACCCUGGGCCGGACGCGGACCCCGAUGAUCGUGACGGUGCCCAACGCCCCGGACGUCCCGGAGACCAGCCGGAUGUUGGAGGACGUGGACAGUGUCCUGGCCUCCCUGACGCCCUCCUCCGCCUCGCGCAGUAACGCCCCCCCUCCUGUGCCUCUCCCGCAGAGCUACGAACCCGACGAGCUGACGGAGGAGAUGGCCCACCUGGAGGGCCUCAUGAAAGACCUGAACGCAAUCACCACCGCGCCCUAG